CUUUAGUCAAUAUAAUAUGUGUAUGGCUCAAGACAAGAAUUCCGAGGCGAUAACUUUUUAGAUUGUUGCACCAUUAAAAAGUCUGAUCCUUUGCUUUAUUGUAUUCCUAUUUUAUUAUUUUGCUGUACUAAUUAGUCCAUAUGGCUCGUUUCCCAAGCAUGGACGACAAGUGUUCUGUUUUAUAUUUAUCGCGUCUGCAUCUGGACGACUUGAGCUUGGAUCAUCUCACGGACAGUAAAAGACAACAAAUCCAGCAGCUGCAUCUCACUUACAAUCGUUUAUCGUUUCUUCCACCUUCCGUUUGUUUUCUGUUCAACCUGGAAUACCUGGAUAUCAGCAAUAAUGCGCUCACAGUCAUACCAGAUGACAUUAUGCGCCUAACAAACCUAAAGACGUUUGUAGCAAAGAACAAUCUUCUGGACGAGUCCUCGUUCCCUAAGGAGUUCGAACGCAUGCAGGUAGAGACUCUGAAUCUGAGUGGGAACAGGUUUGAGGACAUUCCCAUGCAGUUUCUCAAAAUGACCACACUACAGUCUCUGUCACUUGGAGGAAACAGAUUGAAGAAUAUCCCUGCAGAAAUAGAGAACCUGACCAGUCUAGAGAUGCUGUAUUUGGGAGGAAACCUCAUCUCCUCCAUCCCACCUGAGGUGGCUAACCUCAUCAGUCUGAGAUACCUGGUUCUAUGUGACAAUCGCAUCCAAAGCAUUCCGCCCCAGCUCAACAAACUACACUCCCUGCUCUCUCUCAGUCUCCACAACAACCUGCUGACCUUCCUCCCUCGUGAGAUCCUCAGCCUCGUCCAUUU
Molecule: messenger RNA, 805 nt
Organism: Sinocyclocheilus grahami
Lineage: Eukaryota; Metazoa; Chordata; Actinopteri; Cypriniformes; Cyprinidae
Product: leucine-rich repeat-containing protein 58-like
Exons: 3
Cellular component (GO): cytoplasm
Molecular function (GO): protein binding
Source: RefSeq, a predicted model, not a curated record